UCUGAUCAUCGGCCUCCAAAAUCAUCUCUCUCACUCACUCUGCCGCUCCAAAACCUUCUCUCUCUAAAUCAACCUAAAUCAUCUCUCCAUUCAAUCGCAAUCCGUGAGAGAAAACUCGUGUAGCUGUUACGCAUACCUGCUGCUGUGCGCAGCCUCUGAUUUCCCCUUCCUUUUCUCUGCGUGCGUGGAUCGGCGGAACAAUGUCGUUGAGGCCGAACGCGAGGACCGAGGUCCGCCGGAAUCGGUACAAGGUGGCUGUGGACGCGGAUGAAGGCCGCCGCCGCCGAGAGGAUAACAUGGUGGAGAUCCGGAAGAAUAAGAGGGAGGAGAACCUGCAGAAGAAGCGGCGCGAGGGGCUUCAACCGCAGCAAUUCCAGCCCGCAGUCACUGUUCCUCAGCUCGAUAAGAAGUUGGAAAGCCUCCCAGCAAUGAUUGCUGGGAUUUGGUCGAAUGAUGCUGCUCUGCAACUCGAAGCUACAACUCAAUUCCGCAAGCUUCUUUCGAUAGAGCGGAAUCCACCAAUUGAGGAAGUAAUAAAAUCUGGAGUAGUUCCCCGCUUUGUGGAGUUUCUUGUCAGAGAUGAUUAUCCUCAGCUUCAGUUUGAGGCAGCAUGGGCGCUUACAAACAUUGCUUCUGGGACAUCUGACAAUACAAAAGUCGUGAUUGACCAUAAUGCUGUUCCAAUUUUUGUGAAGCUUCUUAGUUCUCCGAGUGAUGAUGUCCGUGAACAGGCAGUAUGGGCACUAGGAAAUGUUGCUGGUGACUCACCAAAAUGUCGUGAUCUUGUCCUUGGUUACGGAGCUUUAGCACCUUUGUUGGCACAAUUUACUGAUCAGGCAAAGCUAUCUAUGCUUCGGAAUGCAACAUGGACACUGUCUAAUUUCUGCCGGGGAAAGCCACAGCCGCAUUUUGACCAGGUGAAACCAGCUCUACCGGCUCUUACACAUCUUAUACAUACUACUGAUGAGGAAGUCCUCACAGACGCAUGCUGGGCACUUUCAUAUUUAUCUGAUGGCACCAAUGAUAAAAUCCAAGCUGUGAUUGACUCUGGUGUUUGCCCUCGAUUAGUUGAGCUGUUACUGCAUCCUUCUCCAUCUGUUUUGAUUCCUGCUCUGCGUACUGUUGGUAAUAUUGUGACGGGUGAUGAUCUUCAAACUCAGGUUAUCAUUGAGAAUAGGGCUCUUCAAUGUCUGCUUAAUUUGUUGAAACAAAAUUUUAAGAAAAGCAUAAAAAAGGAAGCCUGUUGGACUAUCUCAAACAUCACUGCAGGAAAUAGAGAUCAAAUUCAGGCUGUGAUUGAGGCUGGUCUCAUUGCCCCUCUUGUUGUUUUGCUUCAAACUGCUGAGUUUGAGAUAAAGAAAGAAGCUGCUUGGGCUAUUUCAAAUGCCACUUCUGGUGGAACUCAUGACCAAAUCAAGCUCUUGGUACAUGCGGGAUGUAUAAAGCCACUCUGUGAUCUACUGCUUUGUCCCGACCCAAGAAUUGUCACAGUUUGCUUGGAAGGUCUUGAAAACAUUUUGAAGGUUGGAGAAGCAGAGAAGAAUCAAGGCAACUCCAGAGACGUGAAUGUCUUUGCCCAGAUGAUUGAUGAUGCAGAGGGUCUAGAGAAGAUUGAAAAUCUUCAGAGUCACGAUAAUAAUGAAAUAUAUGAGAAGGCUGUGAAGAUACUUGAAACAUAUUGGUUGGAGGAAGACGAUGAGCAGAUAGGGUCUGGUGAUGCUGCACAAGAGGGGUUCAAUUUCGGAGGUGGUGAUAUUCCUGUUCCUUCUGGGGGUUUCAAGUUCGGUUGAAGAUUUUAAAUUUUACAGGAGACAUUAUAUUUAUCAAGGUAUGCUCAAAAGUGCUUCUGAGCUGGCUAGUUGAAAAGUCAUUAGAGUCGGGUGAAGUCCAAGCGUUGAGUCACAGUUGAAGAGAAACAGCUCGUCUUAGUCAUCUAAUGUGGCUGAAUACUAUAAAGGAUCAUUGUGAUAUUAUCAGCCGGCUGGUCGGUCGGUCGGUCACAGCUUUUGUGAUGCAAUUCACAACUGCCAUGAAAGUUGUGCUCUAUUUUUAGUCUUCUCUCAUGAGCAGUGUCACCCAAGAGUCGGAAAGAGUCUAGAUUUCGAGUCGGGUAUAUAUUGCCCAGGUGGAAAUCAUUUCCAUAUUAAGUUGGAAUAAGGCAAAAAACCAAGUCAUGUAUUUUUGUGAGAGUUUGAGUCGGUUAUAUAUACCUUCUUGUCGCAGGAGUAUGAUUAUGCUUCUUGCUUCUUAGUCCAUGUAAACUUGAUGAAUGUGUUGUUUUUCUGAGAAGUACAUUCAAUUGGAUUUCUUUGUUCACUUA
Molecule: messenger RNA, 2320 nt
Organism: Salvia splendens (bonfire salvia)
Lineage: Eukaryota; Viridiplantae; Streptophyta; Magnoliopsida; Lamiales; Lamiaceae
Product: importin subunit alpha
Exons: 11
Coding region: 201-1790 (529 amino acids)
Biological process (GO): protein import into nucleus
Cellular component (GO): cytoplasm
Molecular function (GO): protein binding; nuclear import signal receptor activity
Source: RefSeq, a predicted model, not a curated record